Molecule: messenger RNA, 3183 nt
Organism: Lolium perenne
Lineage: Eukaryota; Viridiplantae; Streptophyta; Magnoliopsida; Poales; Poaceae
Source: RefSeq, a predicted model, not a curated record
AUGGCCGAUAGAACAUGGAUUACUAAAGGAGUGCGAAGGCUUUCCGAUGAACACCUCAAGGGAGUGGAAGAGUUCAUGCUACAUGUUCGCACAGUUUUUGCCGAGGGUGUUCACAUCUUUUGCCCAUGCAAGCACUGUAUGAACAGGAAACAACUACCUCAAGGAAGAGUUGAAGAUCAUUUGCUCCUUAAUGGGAUGGCCAGCACAUAUGAUAGAUGGAUCCAUCAUGGAGAACCUUUACAUGUUGUACCUGAACAUGCUGAACCUGAACAUGCUGAACCUGAACAUGAUGAACCUGAUGCACAAGGACACCAUGGUGAUGAUGCUAGCUUUGAUUUUAUCGAAGAUGUUCUGCAAGAUGGUUUGGAGAAAGAGGAUGGGUUUGAAGAUGAUAGAAUUCCUGACCUGUUGAGGGAUCUGUACAUGUCUGAAGACCUUGAGGAUGGACAGAGGUCAUUGUUUGCCGAUGUGAUAGAAGAGGCGAAGCGAGCAGCUGUUGAAGGGGGUAAAUUUUCAAGAUUUACCUUCAUUGUGAAGUUACACCACGUCAAGUCUUUCUAUCGGAUCAGCAAUGCUGCAUUCAAUGCAAUACUCCAUAUUUUGAACUUAUGUGUCUUGUUUCGGAAGGACUAUGCCAAGCUUGACAAUUGCCCUAAAUGCAAUGCCUCGAGGUGGAUAGAUGCAGAUGGGAAGAAGCGGAUACCGGCGAAGGUUUUGAGGCACUUUCCAUUGAUUCCAAGGUUGAAAAGGAUGUUCAUUUCAGAGAAAGGAUCGGAGGAGGUGCAGUGGCACAAGAUCAAGCGCCAACCUGUGGAUAAUGAGCUCAGCCAUCCAGCUGAUGGAGAUGCAUGGAAGGACUUCGACGAUACAUAUAAAGACUUUGCCGCUGAUGCAAGAAACAUAAGGCUCGGGAUUGCCACUGAUGGUUUUAACCCAUUUGGAAACAUGAGUAACUCCUAUAGUAUGUGGCCAGUUUUUGUGGUGCCCUACAACCUUCCUCCGUGGGCAUGUAUGGACCAGUCAAACUUUAUGAUGACGUUGCUGGUUCCAGGUCCAGAGUCUCCAGGAAAAGACUUUGACGUCUUUAUGGAGCCCCUCGUAGAAGAACUGCAGCAGCUCUGGAUGGGUGUACGUACAUACGAUGCCCUGAGUCGCGAUAAAUUUGAUCUCCAUGCUGCAAUCAUAUGGUGUAUUCAUGAUUUCCCGGCACUGCACACUUUGUGCGGGAGGAUCACAGCAGGCUAUCAGGCGUGUGUGCGGUGCGACAAAGAGCCUUUCUCGAAAAGAAUAAGGAACAAGAUUUGCUUCAUCGGCCAUCGCCGCUUUCUUCAUCGAACCCAUCGGUGGCGAAAAAGCAAAGAAUUCAAUGGAGAGGCUGAAACCCGCGAGAAGCCGUCGGAAUUCACUAAAGAGGAGCUGCAACAGCAACUUGACAAGGUCAAGGAUGUGAGACCUGGAAAGCUUCAAAAGAAAAGAAAGCGGGAGGAAGGCCAAUGCUUUAGCCGGAGGUCGUGUUUGUGGGACUUGCCAUACUGGUCAGAGCUGAAGUUGAGGAAUAAUCUCGAUGUAAUGCACAUCGAGAAAAACAUAUGCGACAACCUGCUUGGGACAUUUCUGAACAUAGAAGGGAAGACAAAGGACACACUUAAUUCAAGGCUAGAUUUGGAAGACCUGGGCAUAAGAAAAGAGUUGCAUCUACGGCCUGUUGAAGAUGGAGAAUCAUUUGAAAUGCCCGAAGCAUGGUAUACGAUGAGUAAACAAGAGAAGCUUGCAUUCUGUGAAUUUAUAAGGGCUGUGAGGUUUCCAGAUGGGUACGCGGCUAACCUAUCCAAGUGUGUUUCUGCUGAUGGAUGCAAGCUUCAAGGGCUGAAAACACAUGACUGCCAUAUCUUGCUUCAAAGAAUAUUACCGGCAGGCCUCCGAGGAAUUAUGCAUCACGACAUAUAUGAAGCAGUUGCUGAACUAGGAAACUUCUUUAGAGAGUUGUGCUGCAAAACAUUGAAGCGAGAUGUUCUGGAAAGACUUGAAAGGGAAAUCCCAGUUAUCCUUUGCAAGCUUGAGAAGAUCUUCCCACCAUCAUUCUUCGAUGUGAUGGUCCAUUUGGCUGUGCAUCUACCAAAAGAAGCAUUGCUUAGAGGCCCUGUACAGUAUGGUUGGAUGUUCCCAAUCGAGAGAAGGUUGCUUACAUGUAAGCGAUAUGUGCGGAACACGGCUAGACCUGAGGGAUCAAUUGCGGAAGCAUAUGUUGUUGAUGAGUGUCUGACAUUUUGCUCAAGGUACUUUGACGAUAUGGAAACGAGAUUUAACCGGCCGGGCAGAAAUAUAGAGCGGGAUGAUUCUCAUGUUGGUGAUGUCUCGGUGUUCAAGCACGGUGUGAAUUUCAUUGGAGCGUCAGAAUACUUGGAGGCUGGUGCUGAAUAUGACAAGAUGGUUUGGCUGUGCAAGGAAGAGUUGCAGCGGCAAGGUGGUAAUAUAAAUGUUGAUAAAUGGCUUGCGAAUGGAUUUGCUAAAUGGUUUCAGGCUCAUAUUGGAAAUUUGCAAGAUAUCAGUGCUGAUUUGUAUGCUUUGAAGUGCCAACCGGACAAGAGACUCAAAGGCAUCAUCAAGUUGCAGUACAACUCCAGUGAAGGCGUCCACCGUUCGGUGGUCUUAUUUCGGUGUGACUGGUUUGAUCUAGGUGGCAAGAAGAAGAUCGGAGUGCGGGAUGAUGGGCACUUCAAAAGCAUUAACACAGGCAGAUGCUGGUACAAGAAUGAUCCAUUUAUUUUGACAACACAAGCAACCAAAGUGUUUUAUGUGCCAGACACAGCUUUGCGUGGAAAAUGGCAAGUUGUGCAAAAAUUUCAGCAUCGACAUCUCUGGAGUGUGGCUGAAAAUGAACUUGAAAAGGGAGUCGGUGGUACUGGACUUAGCUACCAAGAUGACAACUCAACGGAAGUUCCGCUGCAAACUAAAGAAUCACAUGUGCAAAGCAUAUUGCGAAGGGACCGGGAAUGUGUAUUAGUUGAUGCUGUAGUUGUACAAAAAAUUAAGAAGAGGAGGAAGGAGGUAGUGGUUGAGCAGGAUGUCGAGGAUGAGGAACAAUAUCAGCCCGACCAGACAAUGUACCAGUACUGCAAGGAUGAUGAAGGUAACAAGACUGGGCAUCGGGUUCCUGUUUUUGGUAUCGACGAUGAUGAGUAA